Dinoponera quadriceps is the source of this 817-nucleotide messenger RNA. RefSeq lists its product as uncharacterized. The coding region runs from base 107 to 817 and encodes 236 amino acids. NCBI's taxonomy places the organism in Eukaryota, Metazoa, Arthropoda, Insecta, Hymenoptera, Formicidae. The record is from RefSeq and is a predicted model, not a curated record. The transcript is spliced from 2 exons.
UAAACUUGGUGGGGAACUCUCUAUAUAUUUUUUCGAGGAGCUCAUGCAUUCCAUCAGUUGCUUCGUGACGACAAGACUCGACGGUAGUUUUUACAUAUAGUUCGAGAUGUAUACCAUUGGUGCGGAAGUUAAGACCAAACGUGCAAAUUAUUACUUGCCUAUUGAACAGGCUUCACAAUGCAAGAAAAUAAAGUGUGAAAGCGUUUCUACUGAAAAACCACGUAUUCCUGCUCGUAUCUUAGGGAGGAGAUACAUGCUGACAACUACAUCAUAUAAAUUCUUAGAAAUUGGAAUCAGUGUAGGACCUGCAUCCUACGUGGAACUUGUUCUUGGCGAUAAUCGAGGCAAUCAUUUGAUAUUACCACAUGAAAUCUGGAAAGAAAUUAUACAUAGACGUGCGCACAUCGAGCGAUAUGUGGUGUCACCUAAUUCAUCGCCAUUAUGGAUUCGGGAUUUGUCGGUGGAAUGUCGCAUGAUGCACGGUGAUACCAUCAUAAAGCUUACAUUAUUCAACAAGUCGUUGUAUUUAAAACCGGAAACAUUAAAUAACUUAUUCAAUUUUGUGCAGUGUAUUGAUCAUAUGUAUUCAUGGUUAUAUGAAAAUACGCAUAUUGUUAAUGCUAAGUUCCAAAAAUUUGUAUGCAUUUUGCAACAAAAUGAUAUUAUUCGUAAAUGGUACGAGUCCAAAACUACUGACUGGUCUUACGCAGCUAAAGUAAUACGUGAAAGUGACGAUUUCGACAGCGAGUCUCUCGUUGACUGUGAGCUAUUGGCGUGCGCCUUGAAACACCUUGUACAUUAUGUUCUGAAUAAUUAA